CAACCCCUUCGAAAUACUUGGACCCGACGCCCGGAACGAAUCUCUCGCCCCGGCGGACUCGCGUCCAAGCCACCCCCUCGUCUUUUCCCCCCUUCCUUCUUGUCUAAGAUGGCCAGUAGCCACGGUGUGGCUCGAACCAUCCGCAUCCGCACUCCAGCCCAGCGCGAAGCCGACAAGCAAAAGAUCGCCGUAUACCGCGACCUCGACUCCCGUCUCCUCGCCCUCAACGCAUCCCCCUACCCGUCCCCCGCAUUCGCGGACCCAAGCGUCCUGGCCCUGACCGCCGAAGUCCUCUCCCGCAACCCUGAGCACUACACAGCAUGGAACGUCCGCAGGCGCUGCCUAACCUGUGGCUCCUUCUCAAGACACUCGCCUGGUCCCUCGCCAUCGGCGCCGCCCGGGACUUCUUGGGCUCCUACCACACCAUCACCGUCAUCCGCCGCAUCGUCGCCCUCGUCCUCGGCCGUGACCCGUCCAGACCCCGCGUCCCAAUGUCCGCCUCCGAGUGGGCCGAGUGGUACGAGGCCUGACCCAGCCAUCGAUCCUGCCACCGAUCCUGCCACCGACCCUGCCACCGACCCCGACAAGACCCUCCGCUCCGAGCUCCAGUUUACCUUCCCUUUAAUCCGCGCCAACCCCAAAUGCUACUGGAUCUGGAACUACCGUCUCUGGCUCCUCCAGCAAGCCAUCAAUCUCCUCCCGGCCCCCGUCGCCCGCCGCAUCUGGGAGGAGGAGCUCGGCCUCGUCGGCAUGAUGCUUAACAAAGACCAACGCAACUUCCACGCUUGGGGCUACCGCCGCCACGUCGUCUCCAACCUCGAAAGCCCCGCCCUCGCGGGUGCCAGCAUGGCCGAGGCCGAGUUCGCCUACACCCAGCAAAAGAUCAGCAGCGGCCUGUCCAACUUCUCCGCCUGGCAUUACCGCGGCCGUCUCAUUCCCCAGCUACUGACCGAGCGCGGCGCCGGGGAUGCGGAGCGACGCGCAUUUUUAGAUGACGAAUUCAGCCUUAUUCGCCGGGCGCUAGAUGUCGGCCCCGAAGACCAGUCCUGCUGGUAUUAUCACCAGUUCCUUGUCUCCAACAUCACCUCCGCAUCGAGCCGCCUGGCCAUCGCCCCCAACCUACCGUCCGCCGAUGAGGUCUCCAUACUGCGUCACGAGGUGGAGUACAUCAAGGACCUGCUCGAGGACUACGACGAGGACAUCAAGCUUGCGUUCGAAGCGCUCAUAGAUCACAUCUUGGCCAUUGCCCGGCUCGAGGACCGAGAGACGACCGCGGAGGAAAGGGGUGAGUUGGCUACCUUGCUGGCCAAGCUAAGAGCAUCGGAUCCCAUGCGCAAGGGCAGAUGGGAUGCUUUCGAGAAGGACAUCGGUUUGAGCCCCUCCCGGUGAUGGUGACGAAAUUUUAUGAUAUGAAUGACGGGUUAGGGUUAUCAAGGACAGGCAAGCAGGCAUUACGAUAGUCUGUAUACGAAACCCAGUGGCGCCAUUAUGCCACUGCUACAUAGAGAUUACCAACUUCGUAAAUCGACCUGGAACUUCUCUCCCAAACAUCUCGUGUAAACCGGAUGGAUGGUGAUGGGCCUCUCACUCUCGUCCCUCUACCUGAAGCCGCAGUUUUCCUUGACCAAACUGGCGUUUUCCCCGACCAAACCAUCAAAGUAGGCCAGGAGGGUCUCGAUAGGGAUCAUGUCCAAGAGACCCAGUGUCGGACUGGACGACUUGAAGAGCUGUCCGCCAAACAG
Molecule: messenger RNA, 1742 nt
Organism: Sodiomyces alkalinus F11
Lineage: Eukaryota; Fungi; Ascomycota; Sordariomycetes; Glomerellales; Plectosphaerellaceae
Product: geranylgeranyl transferase type-2 subunit alpha
Exons: 3
Coding region: 109-1389 (426 amino acids)
Biological process (GO): protein geranylgeranylation
Cellular component (GO): Rab-protein geranylgeranyltransferase complex; cytoplasm
Molecular function (GO): Rab geranylgeranyltransferase activity
Source: RefSeq, a predicted model, not a curated record